Molecule: messenger RNA, 1734 nt
Organism: Achroia grisella
Lineage: Eukaryota; Metazoa; Arthropoda; Insecta; Lepidoptera; Pyralidae
Product: carcinine transporter-like
Exons: 1
Coding region: 1-1734 (577 amino acids)
Biological process (GO): transmembrane transport
Cellular component (GO): membrane
Molecular function (GO): transmembrane transporter activity
Source: RefSeq, a predicted model, not a curated record
AUGACUGUAUCAACUAGAAAUGAUACAAAUGAACCACUUGACAUAGAUGUAAACACAACAGCAGCGGAAAACAAAACAAAAAACGAAGAAGUGGAUUACGAUGAAUUAUUAUCAUCAGCCGGUGAAUUUGGUCCAUAUCAAAUACUUUUAUUUUUUUCUACUUUUCCAUUCUACGUGUUCGGAGUUUUUGCAUAUUACACUCAAAUAUUUAUGACUGAUGUAUCGCCAAACCAUUGGUGCUGGAUUCCAGAAUUGCAGAAUUUGACGUCCUAUCAACGUAGAAGUCUCGCAAUACCUCCCGAUAUUGAAAUGCAUUUUGGAUAUUCACAGUGCCGAGCUUAUGUAGCCAAUUGGACUGACGUUAUAAUUACUGGCAAUGUACCAAAUGAAACAUGGGACACGGUACCUUGUCAACACGGGUGGGAGUUUAACAAAAGUGAAAUACCAUAUCCGACAAUAUCAAGUGAGCUUGGAUGGGUGUGCGAUAAGAACAGCUAUCAAGCAACAGCUCAAGCGAUAUUUUUUAUUGGUUCAAUUGCUGGAGGUUUCAUUGUUGGAUGGAUUGCAGAUCGUUAUGGUAGAAUACCAGCCAUUGUCAGCAGUAAUUUACUGGGAUGUAUUGGCGGUACUGCAAGUAUGUUCGCAACAAAUUUUGUUGUUUUCUCUACAUGUAGGUUUAUCACGGGGAUGUCCUAUGAUAAUUGUAUGAUGAUGGCUUACUUAAUAGUUCUAGAGUAUGUUGCGCCAAAAUAUAGAAGUUAUGUAUCGAAUAUGGCAUUUGCUCUCUUUUAUGGUUCAGCUGUAACAGUUUUACCAUGGAUUGUUCUACUUUGUGGACAUUGGAAGACUAUAGCUUUAGCAACAAGUUUGCCGUUGGUCUUAGCCAUUUUGGCUCCAUUUUUCAUACCAGAGAGUCCAAGAUGGUUAUUAUCAAAAGGAAGAAUUGACGAUGCUAUUAAAAAAGUUCUAGCUAUUGGGAGAAUUAACAAGAAAGAGGUUCCGCAGAAGCUAAUAGAGCAGUUUAAAAAUUCAACAAAGAAGAAGACAAACGAAAGAAACGAAAGUAGUCUAGAAAUGUUAAAGAAACCUUUGUUGAGACGCAUGUUCAUUUGUAUUUGUGUGGAGUACAUGUGCUGUACAAUAGUAUUUGACGGUUUAGUGAGAAGCCUGAAACAAUUGGAAUUUGAUUAUUUCCUGACAUUUUCAUUAGUUUCGUUUACUGAGAUUCCGUCUAUGAUUUUGACUGCUUUUGUAAUGGACUGGAUGGGAAGAAGGUGGUUAUCCUCGAUAGUUAUGUUUAUUAGUUUUAUUUUUUCUAUUCUAACAGUUUCAACUAGCGGGGUGACCUCUGUCAUUUUUGCUAUUAUAGCAAGAUUUGCAGUUAAUAUAUCAUACAGUGCUGCUAUGCAGUGGGCUGCAGAAAUGAUGCCGGUUUCAGUACGAGGAUCUGGUGCUUCGAUCGUUCAUAUAUGCGGAUAUGUUGCCACAGUUAUAUCUCCGUACGUCAUUUAUUUAGAAACGUAUAUAUAUUGGCUACCCUUAGUUGUGAUUGGUUGUAUAGCUGGAUUUGGAGGAAUAAUUGCUUUGGCACUACCAGAAACAGCAAGAAAAGACAUGCCGCAAACGUUUGAGGAUGCAGAAGACUUAGUGAGAUCCUUAAGAUUUUGGGAGGUGCCGUUCCUAUCUAAGAAGAAUAAUAGUGAAGGAAAUGUAAAUGAAAGUUUUGAGAUGUGA